Messenger RNA from Cryptococcus amylolentus CBS 6039, 2169 nucleotides. RefSeq lists its product as hypothetical. Gene Ontology annotation, molecular function: cobalt ion transmembrane transporter activity; magnesium ion binding; magnesium ion transmembrane transporter activity. The transcript is spliced from 12 exons. The record is from RefSeq and is a predicted model, not a curated record. Bases 25 to 2169 code for a protein of 714 amino acids. Gene Ontology annotation, biological process: metal ion transport; transmembrane transport. NCBI's taxonomy places the organism in Eukaryota, Fungi, Basidiomycota, Tremellomycetes, Tremellales, Cryptococcaceae. Gene Ontology annotation, cellular component: membrane.
CUCGCAGCAUCUCUCGCUUGCGGCAUGGCACUGCUGCAUCCAAUUCAUCUUCUUUCUCAUCUACGGCGAAAUAUCACUCGGAAUUCCAGCAAGAUGGCGAAUCUUGCUGCCCCACAGGCCUCGCGCCAGUCCAGCAGCUCGAGUGGAUUCGGCAUUCGCUCCCUAGGCGACCAAUCAAUCGACCCCCCAGCCUCCCAUAUCGGCCAAUUUACAUCCAACAACGACGCCGAAGCUCAACCGGUCCCCAGCCGCUCCUCUGGCCGGUCCAUCUCCCCCACCGCGACCCUCGGUGGGGUCCGUCAUCGUAGAGUGUCGGGAGCACCAGGGCAGGCGCAUGGGGUGGAUGAGUAUAGGUGGUUGAAUACUGUUUUGGCGGAUGGGACGGGAGAUGAGCCGGGGGUGGAUGUGAAGAGUAAGAGGGAUGAGAAGACGUAUGGGCAUCUGAAGGCGAAGACCAAGAUCAAAGUGGUGGAUUACUCGUCAGACCCAAACGAAGAAGGCAUGAACCUCGCGUCUCAGUUUCCAGGCGAGAAACUACAAGAAUGGCUCGACAGCACGCACAGCAAGCGGCGUAUUGGAGAAGACGGCAAACCUAUAGGUGUUCGAUGGAUCCAUAUCGAUGGUAUCAAUUGGGAAGUGAUCAAAACCCUCGUCCUCCACUUCGGGCUCCACCCGCUAGCAGUGGAAGACGCACUCGAAGCCGAAUCCUCGCCCCGCUCGAAACUCGACUUUUACCGCAACCACCUCUACCUCCAGCUGCUCAUCCACCGUACGCGGUCGUCGGACCAUGCGGCGCUGGCGCUUGCGGCGGAUGAGAUUGCGGAGGGGACGAGGCAGGGGGAGGGGGAUGAGGCUCGAGGGAAUGGGAAUGGGGAUGGGCACGGGCACGGGCAUGGGGGGCAGAAUGGGAAAGCGGGGUUGUUUGGAGGGAAAGGCGCGGGGAGGAGGGUGGGGUUGCCGGAUGACAUCCAGGGGGUAUUCGAGCCGAGUAUGAUUGCUCCCCGCCGGGGUAUUGGGUCUCAACGAGCAGAAGCGUCGGAGAAGGAAGCGCACAAGUUGACGGUAGAUGAGCUGAGUGCAGAGUAUAUGGUCCCGAUAAGGCGCAACAUUCUCAGUAUCUUUAUGCUUCGUGAUGGUACGCUGAUAUCCCUCGACGCGAAACCAGCAAAAGAAGUGCUUGCGCCGAUAUACGCGAGGUUGCGAGACGAGCAGAGUUUGUUGAGGCGAUCUGGGGAUGUGAGUAUGCUAGCGCAGGCUAUCCUGGAUACUGUUGCGGAUCUGUCCAUCCAAGUAUCGCAGACAUUCGAAUCCGAGAUCCUAAAGAUGGAAGCCUCCGUCCUCGUCGACCCCCAGAUGGAAACCGUCCGCCACCUCCACGUCCUCUCCUCCCAACUCAUCCGCCUCCGCCGCGCGCUCACCCCGCUCUUGCACGUAUGUUAUGUCGUGAGGGACCAGGAUCUGCAGCGGUCUGUGGCUGCUAGUUCUGUGGGGCGGGGGAAGGAGGGAGGGCAGGGGGUGCCGGGUGGGGGUGGGGGUGGGAAUGGGGGGCCGCAAGGGGCGCAAGGGGCGCAGGGGGGGUCGCAUUUGAAUCCCCUGAACCAAAGACACUCUGGCAACAACACCCCCCAAGUAGACGACUCGGCCUCGGUCCUAUCCAUCCUCUCCCCUCGCUCCCACGGCAACCUCACAGCCCUCGGCGCCGGCGCCGGCGCAGCCGCUGCAAAUUCACAAACAGCCCAGCUGGGGUUUUUCACACCGCUGACAAAGGUUUAUAUUGAGGAUGUGAUUGAUCAUUUGGAGAUUGUGGUGGGGAGUUUGGAGCAGUUUGUAUCGACUUGUGAUCAUUUGACGGAUUAUGUUUUUAAUGUGUUGAGUUUCCAGACGAAUGCUUCGAUGGAGAGGUUGAGUAUCGUCACCGUCGUCUUUUUGCCUCUCACAUUCAUUGCAUCCUAUUUCGGCAUGAAUUUCACAAACUUCACCCAGAUCGAAGGCCCCGUAUCAUACUUUUGGAAAGUCGCUAUACCGUGUACGGUCGGCUUCUUUUUGGUGUUUUCGUUCAGUUACCUGAAAGCUUUGGGGGUUACGUUGGCGAGGAGGGUGAGGAGGUGGGAGAAGGUGAGGAAGGUUGGGAGUGCGGGGAGGCGUGGGGGUGGGAGGAAGGGGAGGUAG